AUGUUUAGUUCCCUCAUCUUCUUCAAAUCAGGAACAUGCUGCUAUUUCUCAGUCUGCCGCUACACACACUACUACAGCCCCAAGUACAGCCACGCCAAGGUUUACUGCCCCCUCAAGCUCUACAGCCCUGGACAGAGCAGCAGUCAGCUAUAUCCCAUACUGCAAUUGUCAACAUUUCGUCGCCUACCUCCAUUGACCAAGAGGACCAAACAGAACCACAAGCACCCACUCCAGCUCAAACGACACAGACCAAGAAAAAGCAACACCAAUAAGAUUGACAUCUUCUGA
Messenger RNA from Knipowitschia caucasica, 288 nucleotides. NCBI's taxonomy places the organism in Eukaryota, Metazoa, Chordata, Actinopteri, Gobiiformes, Gobiidae. The record is from the annotation of a GenBank genome assembly.